AUGCAGCGAACCGUUUUCUAUCAUUUUAUGUAACCAUAGAAGCUAAGUAAAGUAAUCGAGAAAACAAGAAAGAAAGCCCAAGAAACCCAAGUUUCUGGCACACCAAUAACCACAAAGAGACCAAGCAGUGUUAAGCCAUGGCAGAUGAGUACACAAGCACAAACUGGUGGGAUUCAUCUUCAAGCAGGAACAGGUUUGAUAGUACUGGAUCAACCUCUACAACUUCAGGACUUAAUAGUUUACGUAGCUUUGCUUGGCCGACAGAAAUUGCCGAUGUCAAAGGGAGGUCUUCAAUGGAAACUGUUUCGGUCUCAGAUAGUUCUGUUGCUUUCCAUGAUUCCCAGAAGCUGCAACAAGGCCAUGAUUCUUCAGCUGACUUGCAUAUGAUGGGUUUAGGCCUCUCUUCACAAGUCAUGGAUUGGAAUCAAGCCUUACUUCGCGGCGACAAGUCUGAGAACAGUUUUCGAUCGAUGCUACAAGAUAAUUUGAGUUCAAGCACCAAUUAUCAGCAAGAAACUGCAGGAAUUGGAUCUUCUCAAUCUCAGUGGAGGGAGAGAGUGUUCACUGGGGUCACUGGAGAUUCCUCUAUGAGUGAGUUUAAGCAAAUGAAUCGAGGCUUUCCUUUAGAUCAACCACAGUUUAGACCUCAUGGGAGCUCCAGUGAUAGUACCGUGUCAUGUCAAGGCUUGCAGUCUAGUUUCCCAAUGGAUUCAUCAGGUAUCUAUGGAAGCCCUUCAACUAUGUUACAAGGGCUAUUGAUAUCAGAAAAUCAAGCACGGCAGUCUUCUUUUGAGAACAGACCAAUGAGUUAUGCAUACGGGGCAAAUUAUGGUCUUAGCACUAAUGAAUUGUUGCCUUUUUGGCCUAAAGGACCUCAACUCUUGAGAAAUUCACCUCCCAAACAGGCUUCUAGUAACCAAUUGCACUUCUCCAAUAAUACUCCAUUUUGGAAUGCAUCUGCAAGUGCCAUGAAUGAUGUUCGUCCGAGCUAUUUCCCGUCGAUGCAACCGCAGUUUGCUACAUCGAAUUUCGAUGAAAAACCAAAGCAGAAUAUAUCUGAAGUACGGGAUUCGAAUAUAGCAGUAAAGAAAAGUGGGAGUGAAGCAGCAACAAAAAGGCCUAGAAAUGAAACACCAUCAUCUUUGCCAUCUUUUAAGGUAAGGAAAGAGAAGAUGGGGGACAGAAUCACUGCACUCCAACAAUUGGUUUCGCCUUUCGGAAAGACUGAUACAGCCUCGGUGCUCUCUGAAGCUAUUGAAUACAUCAAAUUCCUCCAUGAGCAAGUUACAGUCUUCAGCACCCCAUACAUGAAAAGUGGAACUCCCAUACUCCACCAACAGAGUUCUGACAAGUCCAAGGACCUCGAAGGACAAAAACAAGAUCUUAGAAGCCGAGGGCUAUGUUUAGUACCGGUAUCGAGCACUUUUCCGGUUACUCACGAGACCACAGUUGAUUUUUGGACCCCCACAUUUGGAGGGACUUUCAGAUAAAAGGAAAGGACGAUGGUAAAAAAUUCGGGCAUGGGAACAGAUUCUAUGCAACUAGUAUACAUGAUCUUAUCAAAACCCUUGCCAAGUUGGGAACGAUAAGAUCAAUGAGAGAAGAGGAAGAAGAAGAAGAAGAAAGAACAGAAAACAAACAAGCCCCACAUAACUCAGUCCAGGAUGCAAAAGAAUACAGCGUAUAGAAAUUGUGAAAAAGAAAGAAAAGGAAAUGACUGUCCAAGGGUACAUGCCAAUGUUGGGCCAGCUACAGGCAACAUGAUGCAGUUGGCCAAUAUUGGGACCAUUUGGAAGCAUAUUAAUUGUUGUAAUAAUUGAGAAUUAUAUAAUUAUAAACAUGGGUUAGGAAUGAGUAUAGGUGCAGAUUUUAGGGAAAGUGUAACAGAUUAAUUAGUUUAGAUAACAUUAAUUUGUUAUAAAGUAUACUAGAGUUUAGUAGAAGAGCUCGCUUGGGGAGAUCAUAUAAAGCCACUUUUCUUUUCUUUUCUA
Messenger RNA from Populus euphratica (Euphrates poplar), 1991 nucleotides. Its product is annotated as transcription factor bHLH123-like. Gene Ontology annotation, cellular component: nucleus. The coding region runs from base 138 to 1490 and encodes 450 amino acids. Gene Ontology annotation, molecular function: RNA polymerase II cis-regulatory region sequence-specific DNA binding; DNA-binding transcription factor activity, RNA polymerase II-specific; protein dimerization activity. The transcript is spliced from 7 exons. The record is from RefSeq and is a predicted model, not a curated record. Gene Ontology annotation, biological process: regulation of transcription by RNA polymerase II. Lineage: Eukaryota; Viridiplantae; Streptophyta; Magnoliopsida; Malpighiales; Salicaceae.